This is a messenger RNA of Ziziphus jujuba (common jujube), 851 nucleotides long. RefSeq names its product early light-induced protein 1, chloroplastic. The transcript has a single exon. Bases 126 to 695 code for a protein of 189 amino acids. NCBI's taxonomy places the organism in Eukaryota, Viridiplantae, Streptophyta, Magnoliopsida, Rosales, Rhamnaceae. The record is from RefSeq and is a predicted model, not a curated record.
AUUUAUCAAAGAGAUAAAGCUUUCAGAGCAUUCCAUAGCCAUAGAGUUGAAUAUAGUUCAGAAAGAGCCCCAUUCCAACCACCGUCUUUCCUGCUUAGUUCAAAGCUUACAUAUAGUUGUAGAAAAUGGCUGCCUCUUUUGCCAUGCAAUCAACCGUAGCAAGCUCCUUGACAUGCAGACAGAGCAUGAAGAAGACCAUGAACCACUACUAUCCAGCACAAUUACAAAGAUCUUCCUCCAUGAAAGUACGUUGCAUGGUUGAAGAUAAUAAGAAAAACUCUGUUUCAUCUUCAUCUCCACCACCGCAACCACAACCACUCUCUACUCCUCCUCCUCCUCCUAAACCCAAGGUGAGCACCAAGUUCUCUGACUUGUUGGCUUUCAGCGGACCGGCACCGGAGAGGAUCAACGGCAGGUUGGCCAUGAUAGGAUUCGUGGCGGCGUUGGCCGUGGAAUUGUCGAACGGUCAGGAUUUGUUUGAUCAAAUAGGCAACGGUGGGAUCCCUUGGUUUAUCGGGACAAGUGUCGUGCUUUCAUUGGCUUCUUUGAUCCCACUGUUCAAAGGGGUUAGCGUUGAGUCAAAGUCCGAGGGGAUAAUGACCUCUGAUGCUGAGCUGUGGAAUGGGAGGUUUGCCAUGUUGGGUCUGAUUGCACUGGCUUUUACUGAGUACGUUAAGGGUGGGACCCUUGUUUAGGCCUGUUCUGCUAUUUUUUCUUUUGUUGUAUUUGUAACUAAUUUUGGAAUUUUGUGUUCGUGGGCUUUACUUUAAUCGAUGAUAUGUAAUAGUUUAAUUUACUCAUUUCAAUUACCAGUCAUAAAUUACAAGUUAUACCUACAUUAAUUACUAUGA